Molecule: messenger RNA, 381 nt
Organism: Penicillium longicatenatum
Lineage: Eukaryota; Fungi; Ascomycota; Eurotiomycetes; Eurotiales; Aspergillaceae
Product: pyruvate transporter MPC1
Exons: 4
Coding region: 1-381 (126 amino acids)
Biological process (GO): pyruvate import into mitochondria
Cellular component (GO): mitochondrial inner membrane
Source: RefSeq, a predicted model, not a curated record
AUGGCCGCUGUUAUUAAGGCAAUCAACGCCAAGAUCCGCUCCAACAAGGUAGCGGACUAUGUCUGCUCCACUCACUUCUGGGGCCCUGUCUCCAACUUCGGUAUUCCCUUUGCUGCUGUGAUGGACACUCAGAAGGAUCCUGAGAUUAUCUCCGGUACUAUGACUGCUGCCCUGUUUGUCUACGCUGGCACUUUCAUGCGCUACUCCCUCGCUAUCACACCCAAGAACUACCUUCUCUUUGCCUGCCACUUGACCAACUUCGGCGCCCAGGCUACCCAGGGAUACCGGUAUCUGUCUUACUGGAACUGGGGUGGCCGAGAAGCUCAGCUCGCUGAGAAGGCGAAGCAGGGCCAGGCUGUUGCUGAGGGCGCUUCCGCGUAA